This is a messenger RNA of Podarcis muralis (Common wall lizard), 1014 nucleotides long. RefSeq names its product chromosome 8 C8orf89 homolog (gene C8H8orf89). The record is from RefSeq and is a predicted model, not a curated record. Lineage: Eukaryota; Metazoa; Chordata; Lepidosauria; Squamata; Lacertidae.
UUCGGCCGCCGUUGAGCCUCCUCCGUCUUUUCGCCGAGCGAGCGCGGUGGUGGUGGAAGGGCCGCUAUGAGCAGGAGCCAGCAGCGCAUCCACUUGGAACAGCAGGGUUCACAAGCUCCUAAUGGUAAGCUGCCAGAAAUCUCGUGCAUCCCUGAAUGCAGACCUGUCAUUUCUCAGCCACCAAAGGAACAAAAAUUGCCAAUCCUAAAAUCUGACCAAAGAUUCCUGGAUAAAAAAGUCUCCGGAAAAUCAUUUGGGGGUCACCUUUUCGAGAAUAGUUGGAAACAUGCAGUGAUAAAGACAAAAAGGAUAAAACAAGCAGAAUAUACAUCUGCAUAUGGCUUGAGAGACUCUGAUGAAAAUGCUGCAAUGCCAAGUCUUGCUCAGGCAAUACCAAACCCCUCUCCCGUUGCACAGAAGACACAAGGUGCUGCUCAUUUAUUUCCAGACAGCUGUUACAGUAAUGAUGACCCCGGUUUGCCACCUUUUGUGCUUCCGCGUACUUCAUCACAAUACUUUAUUGAAAGCUGCUACAAAAGCAGGGGAGAUACAGCCAUGGGGGAUGCUUAUAAAAGAGGGUCGUUUACUUGGAAACCAGGCCCUCUGAAGACAUCCGGUAUGCAUGGUGGAGCUGGAGAAUUAGGUGCUGUAAGGUUGAAGAAGUAUAAUCGGUGUUCCAGCCUAAUUUCAUUUCCAGAAGGAUCCAAAUUCAAGCCUGGUUACCAUUUCACAGACCCUGUCACUGGAGCUCCUCCUCAGUUCCUCCAGCGGCUUUCUCAACUGGCUGCAUUGGAAUGUGAAACCAUACAUCAAGAGAGAACAAGAAGACUCAGGAAGGCCAAGAGACAGAUGAUGUAAACAACGUACCAGGAAAGGAACAGGCUCCUUUGAAAUCAUGUAAAGUUUCUUGUUCACGUCUAUCUAAUUCUUUCACAAAUACUAUGUUGAUCAGCAAACCUCACAAUUAAGGGAAAAGGGGAAAUAUGUGAUUAAUAAAGCUUUUUUAUGUUUGUA